This is a messenger RNA of Sebastes umbrosus (honeycomb rockfish), 2928 nucleotides long. It is a transcript of the gene manf, whose product is annotated as mesencephalic astrocyte-derived neurotrophic factor. NCBI's taxonomy places the organism in Eukaryota, Metazoa, Chordata, Actinopteri, Perciformes, Sebastidae. Bases 128 to 670 code for a protein of 180 amino acids. Gene Ontology annotation, biological process: dopaminergic neuron differentiation; neuron projection development. Gene Ontology annotation, cellular component: endoplasmic reticulum. The record is from RefSeq and is a predicted model, not a curated record. The transcript is spliced from 4 exons.
CGGAAAACCCGUACAAUCAGUUUACCGGCGUCUUGUAUUGAGGCUUCAGCGACCAGACGCAUGAGCAUCCGUUCAGACAGAGACUGUGUGAUUUUCUUCCAACAAAGAUAUUAAAUUCGUGCCGAAGAUGUUGUGUUUAAGCGGGUUGUCGGUGGCUCUUGCGCUCUCUCUGGUGCCCGGUCCCUCUGAAGCCCUGAAGGAAGGAGAUUGUGAAGUGUGUUUGACCUUCCUCGGGAAGUUUUACCAGUCGCUAGAGGACAACAAUGUAAACUUCAAGAGCGGAGACAUCGAGAAGGCCCUUAUGAAGACCUGUAAAGAUGCUAGAGGCAAAGAAAACCGCUUUUGUUACUACAUCGGGGCAACAAGUGACGCAGCCACCAAGAUAGUCAACGAGGUGUCCAAGCCGCUCAGCUACCACGUCCCAGUGGAGAAGAUCUGUGAGAAACUCAAGAAGAAGGACGGUCAGAUCUGUGAACUGAAAUACGACAAACUGCUGGACCUGAGCACGGUGGACCUGAAAAAGCUUAAAGUGAAGGACCUGAAGAAGAUUCUGGAAGAGUGGGGCGAGUCCUGCAAAGGCUGCGCCGAAAAGUCCGACUUCAUCCGCAAAAUCACAGAGCUCAUGCCCAAGUACGCUCCUGCAGCUGCCCAAGCACGGACAGAUCUGUAAUGAGGUCCAAAAACACAACCACGCAGCUUUGGACUUGACUUGGACCGGACUGCUAUCCAGUGAGAAGGUGGAGGAGGAGGAGGAGGACCAGGAGAAGAGGAAGAGGAGGGGAGUUUUUGUCUGACAUGUUUUACUCAGUCUUUUAGGCUUUUGGAGGUGUACACCCAUCUGGUAGUCCUACACUGAUUCAGAAGUAUAGAUACUGGUUUAUACAUGUGAGGCUGAUGUCACGUACUAUACUUUUAAAUCAAGUGUAAGACAGUGUUUGGAAUUCAUAGCUCUGAUUAAAGGGGAAAUGCGAGCAUUGGGAGCAGGCUUUCUACUGAUGUAGUCAAUACAGUACACAGUACGUUGGCUGACAACGACAUCCGUAUACACAAUAGUCCACUGAUAAAUCUUAAUGGAAUCAAGCAGUGAGCACCACUUCACCAGCCUCUGCCGACGCCACCCGUCAAGAUCUUAACGCCGAGACACUUCUUGGAAAGUUUUUGAAGAAUUGUGUUUCGUUUCCUCCCAACUUUUUCCCUGAUGAGUGAACAUGGAUGUUGAUCAACAGACACUUUAAGGAAAGGCUCAGAUUUUUUUCAAGUCCGUCUUAAAACAAUACUGAUAUAGGCCCUGUUCAGACCUGGCAUUAACAUGUGUCAUACAUGUACAUCAAAAUCAGUCGCUGCAUUUCCUCCUGUCUGUCCACACAGGCCCCGGAGAGUUCCCUUUCUAAUUUGAUCCCAAUGUGAGAGAUUGAGGACACAAUCCACAAUCCUGCUCUGUGCAAAAACUGCAUUUUAAAGUCCAUCUGAACUUAAUAUGAAGCCUCAGCUGAACAAUGAAGCACAUUUUGACAGAGGAUGGGGGACUGUGUAUUUUGUCCCCAAACACUUUCAUGGUAAUGUUUUGAACAGGAGGAAUGACGGCAACCAGAAACGGUUUCGAUGUACAUGUACGUGUUGUAUUAAGAUAGACUUGGGGGAGAAAAAGUGAACCCGUGACCACUCUACUGUAGAGACAUUCAGAUCUCCAACACUCUCCGCUUUUAACCUCCAUUUCAGUCUUUUUGUUUUUGAUUUACAGUUAACAAAGUCACCCAUAUUCCAACCCAGAGUCAUAGUCAAGUGCCAUUAUUAAAAAAAAACUGAACUUAACUAUACUUGUUUUCUUUAUCUUACCUUAUUUCUUUUAUCUCAAUCGUGAGAAUUUUUGCAGGACAACAGCACCAUGUGGCCUGGCCAGUAAUCCACAAGGAGUUAAACUCCGUUGUUAUGGAAAUGGCCCUGAAUACUCAGCAUUGCUAUUUUUACAAGAAGCAGCAAACAAUUGGCUUCUUCUCCUAGAAAAAUGCAGGUGCCACCUCACAAGUGCUUGUGUGAGUGUGAGUGAUUUUAAACCAAGCUACGUGAACUUUUGUACCAGUCAACAUUUUCUAAUUAUUUUCAGACUUCUUUCCCGAGACAAAGGUAUGCACAAAAAAAUAUCCUCGCAAAGGCCAUUGAGUAUGGGUGACUUAUGUUAAAGCACAUUUAACUAGUCUUUGUCACAGGAAGGUGCACCAGCCCUUCUGUCAGCAAAGUAAGACAUAUUUAGAAAAGAUAUUUAUUGAGGAUUCUAUUUUUUAAAGAUUUCUCUUCUCUCGUUUCUAAAAAGUGAAUCUUGUUUCCCGGCUUUGUUUUGGGUCUUGAUCCGACUGGUUACAUGCCAUGUAGUGCUGGUGUAAGUGUUGUGAAUGUUGUAACUCAUGAAAUGUGCUCCAGCUCCUCCACCUUCCUCUUCUAAGCAGCGCUGGGAUCACUUGCAGUGUAAUCCAAUCAGGAAUUGGAUAAUAGGAUUGUUGAAAUUUAGAAUAAAAAAAUGACUGGGGGGUGAACUAAUAUUUAAAAUGUUUGACCCCACUCACCCAAACCUCAAAUUCAGCUGUGCAAGGAUAUAUACGGUUCAUAUACAUGGAGGGAAAUAUAUAUAGUUUUCACCUGGCGGCAGGUGGAACUGAACUGGCCUCCAACACUGGGUCUUAUAACGCCCCCCCAUUCCACCCCACGCCCCAGGACUGUUGUGUCUUUCAGAAGGGAAAGGUAUUUUAUUGUUUGAUGUAAGCAAAUGGUGUGUACUCAAAAAAAGAAACAUGAUAAAAGGUUUGUCUUGACUUGAUAUGGGAAAUGAAAACUUAAAAUAUGCCGCUGUUUCACAUCGACCUUUUCAUGUAAGGCCCAGUCAUUUGUUACAACUGUACUAUUCUACUUUUUCAUUAAAAUAUGAAAAAAGCC